Molecule: messenger RNA, 1032 nt
Organism: Paramuricea clavata
Lineage: Eukaryota; Metazoa; Cnidaria; Anthozoa; Malacalcyonacea; Plexauridae
Source: the annotation of a GenBank genome assembly
AUGAUCCGUCACAACAAUUUAGGAGGAACUUACGUUCGGGGAAAAUCUACUCCAAGUAUUAUCAGAUCACGCAUUGUUUUGUUAUUUAUUGAUGGCAAGAGCAUAAAAGAUAUAAGUGAUGAUGUCAAGCUGACGGUUAAAGGCGUGAGAAAAAUAUUGAAUUCAUAUUUCGAAACCCAUUCGAUAUCUGCAAAAUUACCUCCUGGAAAAGAUCAUUCGGUGAUAACAGACAAUGUUUUAGAACACAUUGAAUGGUACAAAACACAAAAACCAAGUAUAUAUGCGAGGGAAAUAAGAGAUCGCCUGAUUAGAGAGGGAGUUUCUGAUGAAAACCAUGCACCUUCUAACAGUGCAAUUGCUUAUUCGAUAAGAUGGGAGCUAAAUCUAACAAGAAAGCGUUUGGAAGUUAUACCUGUAGAGUCCCUAACACCAGCUGCGAUAGAGAAACAAAACCGAUAUUUUGAAGAGAUUUCGGAAUUUCCUGCACGACACAUACAUUUCAUGGACGAAGCAAGUGUCAUUCGUACGUCUGGAAAUCGGACUUAUGGACAUGCUUAUAUUGGGAAGCCUGCUGUCGAGGUGUGCCGGUAUAGUUCUGACGCUACUUUUACAAUCAAUUUGUUAUGUGGUUUUUUUGGCAUAGAUUACUGUGAUGUUUUGGAAGGUCCGUCCAAUGGUUUAGAACUACUUCAGUUUUUUUCAGAUGCUCUUGAGCAAAGGUACCCAAACGGAAACCCGAUAUUAUCCGCAGGUGAUGCUGUAGUAAUGGACAAUUGCGGCUUUCAUCACGCUCGCCACAUUGAGCCAGUUUUGCGUGAAAUGCUUUUACGACAAGGUGUGACCUUGAUAUUUCAGCCGCCAUACUGUCCUGAACUUAACCCCUGUGAGUAUUGCUUUGCUCAUAUGAGAAAAUCUUUCCGAAAUAAUGAGCGGUUUACUGCUUCUUAUACAGAGUUAGCGAUUGUAAACGCUAUGGAAUUUAUAACAGCGGGUUUUUGCCGAGGAUUUUUCGAAAAAUGUGGUUACGUGUAA